Messenger RNA from Arabidopsis arenosa, 609 nucleotides. The record is from the annotation of a GenBank genome assembly. NCBI's taxonomy places the organism in Eukaryota, Viridiplantae, Streptophyta, Magnoliopsida, Brassicales, Brassicaceae.
AACAAACAGCUUCACACUCACUUGCAAAACUGUGGAAGCAAAGAGAGAAAAAUAAAAGAUGGAGCCCAAAAGAGAAGAAGGGAAGUCUUACGUGAAGAGAGGUUUGUGGAAACCUGAAGAAGACAUGAUAUUAAGAAGCUAUGUUGAGACUCAUGGAGAAGGAAACUGGGCAGACAUUUCUCGUAGAUCCGGGUUGAAGAGAGGAGGAAAAAGCUGUAGAUGGUCGUUGAUCGCCGGUCGCCUUCCAGGUCGCACUGACAACGAAGUCAAGAACUACUGGAAUACUCAUUUGAACAAGAAGUCUAAUUCCCGGAAACAGAAUGCACCUGAAUCAAUCGGCGCCACUCCUUUCACCGAUAAGCCAGUUAUGUCUACAGAACUGAGAAGAAGCCAUGGAGAAGAAGGAGAAGGACAAGAGGAGAGCAAUACCUGGAUGGAGGAGACCAACCACUUUGGCUAUGACGUCCACGUAGGAUCUCCCUUGCCACUUAUUUCCCACUACCCAGACAACACUCUUGUGUUUGACCCAUGUUUUGCCUUUACCGAUUUCUUUCCUCUGCUUUAGGACUUUCCUGGUUUUAUCUCGAGGGAUAAAUUCUUGCAUAGACU